Molecule: messenger RNA, 453 nt
Organism: Lactuca virosa
Lineage: Eukaryota; Viridiplantae; Streptophyta; Magnoliopsida; Asterales; Asteraceae
Source: the annotation of a GenBank genome assembly
AUGAUUGUAGGUUACAGUAUAGAAAGUAUAAGAAUGACCUUAAAACAGAAGGAUCAUUGGAAAAUACAAAUUUCGACUCUUCAGGUCUCUAUAAUGACUUGGGUUGCUGCUAUAAGUAUUCUCAUGCUACCCUUUUCUGGUUGGUGGAAGUUUGAUGUACAUCUCACAUCUCAAGGAAAGUUAAUUGUUACUUUUUGGAUGUUCCUACAAAGUUUGUUACCAAUUUGGCACUGAUAGGAGAUAAAGUUGAUGAAAGUUAGCUGUUCAACAAUACAGGAAGCAUAAAGUGAUACAUUUUUUUGGUUAUUUGUUUAUAAUUUAUAGUUGAAUAUGACUAUUAGAUUAAUUUGAUUGGCGUUUUGAACAAAUUAGGAUCAGGUUGGAUGAUAUACUACUUUUAUUAAGAAUGUAUGUAAUUACUUGUAUUAUUUAUUGCAAUUUUGAAAGGGCGAU